This is a messenger RNA of Toxotes jaculatrix (banded archerfish), 4017 nucleotides long. RefSeq names its product SH3-domain kinase binding protein 1 (gene sh3kbp1). Gene Ontology annotation, molecular function: protein binding. The coding region runs from base 211 to 2046 and encodes 611 amino acids. The record is from RefSeq and is a predicted model, not a curated record. The transcript is spliced from 19 exons. Lineage: Eukaryota; Metazoa; Chordata; Actinopteri; Toxotidae.
CUCUGUCGUGUCACCAGAGACAAAAAAAAAGAGGAAGGAAUAUGGUUUCAUCUGACGCUCCUCCCGAUUCAGCGCUGCUGUAGCGGAUCUCUAGUACAAGCAGGAGGCUGGGGCUCGGUACGGCACAAACCCCCCUCUAUACCUGAAACAACCACCUUCCCCGCUACCAUCCAGCCUGCAGGAGCACUGACACCACACAGGGAGACAUAAAUGGUGGAGGCCGUGGUGGAGUUCGACUAUGAGGCUCAGCAGGAUGAUGAGUUGAGCCUGACGGUGGGUGACAUCAUCGUGAACAUACGGCGGGACGAUGGAGGAUGGUGGGAGGGAGAGCUGGGCGGACGCAGGGGGCUGUUCCCGGAUAACUUUGUCAGGGAGAUAAAGAAAGAGGGGAAGAGGGAUGGAGGACAGGUCAGCAUGAUCAGAUCUGACCUGGCAAAUGGCAGGGCCAGCCCCGUGUCCGAGCCCAGCGUACGGCCGGGAAAGAAAGGAGAGCAAAUCCGCAAGCGAAGGUGUAAAGCUGCUUUCAGCUACGUGCCUCAGCAUGAAGAUGAGCUAGAGCUGAAAAUAGGAGACGUCAUUGAGAUCAUAGCAGAGGUAGAGGAGGGCUGGUGGGAGGGGAUUCUUAAUGGAAAGACAGGGAUGUUUCCCUCCAAUUUCACCAAAGAGAUCCUGAUGGAGUCCGACACGCCCUCUGUGGACACGCCCACCUCGCAGGAAGAGCUCCGCAGCAGCCGCACAAGUAAAGAGAGCCCAGGCAGUGAAAGUGAUGGAGGAGACAGUCGGUCAGAAACAGGAUCAGGAGAAAUCCAGCCUAAAAAGGUCCGAGGGUUUGGCUUUGGUGACAUCUUCAAAGACCAGCCCAUCAAGCUCAGGCCUCGUUCUAUGGAAAUAGACUCAGAGGUGGACAAGGCCAAUGAGGGGAAAGCAGCGAGUGCUGCCCUUGAAACCAUGAAGACUGAACCUGACAGCAAAGCCAAAGGACGGGAGCAAUGUAAAGUUCUCUUUCCAUAUGAAGCACAAAAUGAAGAUGAGCUGACGAUCAAAGAGGGGGAGAUUAUCAACAUCAUCACCAAGGACUGCGCUGAUGCAGGCUGGUGGAUGGGGGAGAUUGGGGGAAGGCAAGGUGUCUUCCCAGACAACUUUGUUAAGCUGCUAGAAGUUGAGAAAGAGAGACCAAAGAAACCACCUCCUCCUAGUGCACCUUCCGCUAAACACACCACAGAGAAAAAGUCGGAGGCCAAGAAGGUUCCUCCUGAGCGGCCUGAACAUCUGCCCCAGAGAGACCAGGAUCGAGGUGAAGAGGUGAAGGUUGGAGACAUCCCCAAGCCCUCCCUUCCAUCUUCCUUUCCCAAGAAACCCCUUCCCCCAAAGACAAUCUCCUCUUCUUCCUCCCAACCCCCGCGGCGUCCUGAGAGACCCCCCCCUAUACCGUGUGAAAGCCCCAAGUCUGAGGGCAGGGCUUCGACACCAGAUUCUGCCCCUGACAGGUCACAUGACACUGAUAUGGAUCUGGAUGUGGUGGUUUCAUCAACAGAGAAGUUAAGUCACCCGACAGCAUCGCGGCCAAGAGUCACAGACCGCCGGCCUCGCUCACAGAUCAUCACACCAUCUUCCCUGUCCAGUAUCGACCUGGACUCUCUCGCAGUGGAGGACCGGAAGGAGAAGGAACAGGAGUCUGUUCCCACCAGAUCUGUAGAUGUUUCCCUGAGAAAAGGAGUUCCCACCAUCUCUACAUCUGACAGUAAAGCACCACUGCCCACCAAGCCCUCUGUCCUUACCCCACCAAACUCCAGCCACCGCCCCGCCUCCCCAUCUUCCUCCUCGGGUUUGAGCCCCUCCCCUGAGCUCCGGCACUCGCCUCUGACCCCCCAGACACUGGAGGAACUCAGGAACCAGCUGAGAGACCUGAAGACCUCCGUAGAACUGCUGAAGAGCCAGCACAGGCAGGAGAUGAAGCAAUUGGCAAAUGCGCUGGACGAGGAGAAGAAGAUUCGUGUUAGUUUACAGAUGGAAGUAGAGCACAUAAAGAAGAACCUGUCAAAAUAAAGACUGAAGCAUCCUUAUCGGGCCCUCUGAUCACCACAUUGGAGGCCAUCGUUUGAAAACAUUGUCACUGUUGGCCAAGACACUUCAGCCAAGACAAAGUUUGUGCCAAAUGAUCAUCACGAUCACCAUCAGCAACAAUUCAGCACCAUGGAAUCAGCCACCUUCCCCAUUGACCGCCUUAUCCUGAGUUUACUUCUUUUAUUUUUCUUUUGAAGAGGCUUCUCUGUUCAGUUUACCGCUAUCUUGUCGGCGCUUGCUGUGCCACCGGUACUGAUUGACCGCGGCCUGUCGAUGUGUGUUGCCAAUGGUUACAGAACGAUAACACGGAGCUGCAGUUGCCGUGACAACCUCACUGGUACUUUUUGUUUCUGAUUGUGAAGGAAAAUUGGGACUCGCCCUCCGUAGCCCGGUUGGUUCAGAGGACCUCUGUGUUGUUCUGUGUCCACUCUGCGGCCUUUGCAUUUUAUCUUUGUGUGUAUGUUUUAUUUUCCAUCAGUGUGAGGACUGUAGACCUGCAAAGUGAGGUCAUUUUGGCCGGUCCUAACUUCUGCAAUAGGCAGGACUGAGGUUUGAAUAUGGGUUCAGGGUUAAAGCCCUGGCUCUGAGGCACAUCAUUAGCGUUAGGAUUACAUUUUAUGGAUACACAGUGCUUGAUGCUUCUAUGGUACACUGCAGGCGGGUAAUUUUGAAGUAUCAGCCAUUAACAGCACUGGCAUUCAGAUAUAUUUCCCAAUUUCAUUUCUUCUUAGUGUCAUAAUUUUUUUUAAAUUUCCAGUCAAAUAUUCCAGCUGUUGGGAGGUUAAAACUACAAGCAGAUCAGUAUCCUUUCCCCAGUCAGUUUAAUUAUAUCUAACCAACAUGACUAAUACUUAUACUGUAGGUGCUAUUUAAAGGAACAGGUUAACAUUCUGGGAAAUCAAUUUUUGCUUUCUUGGAGGGAGUUGGAUGAGAAGACUGAUAUCACUCUAAUGUCUGUAUGUCUGCAAAUAGCACAAAACCAUAAACAGGGGGAAACAGCUGCCCCAGUUCUGUGCAAAAGUAACAAAAUCUGACUACCAACACAUCUAAAAUUCAUUAAUUAACUUGUUUAACUAAUUAAGGGUGAAAAUUUCAAUUUGUGGAUUUACAGUGAGGAUAAGUCACUGCUCCCCUACAGUAGCCUUGGGCAUAUUCCCUUGUAAAGCCUCAAACUGUCAUUUUUACACUUUGGUUUUUGUACAGAGGAAACAAAAAGAGAUAUAACAUAGCAGUUGCUGAGUUUUACAGAUGCUUGUAGGCUGAUUUUAUUACCUUCUAAGAGAGCCAGGCUAACCAGGCUUCAAAUUUUAUCAAAGUACAUGUCACUACAUUAAGACAACUAUCCAUGGUAUUUUUGAAGUUAUGAUAUUUUUGCAUUUUAGUUAUUAGUAUUGCCUUCUGGACAAAAAAAAAUAAAACCAUUAUUUUACCCAUUUUGCUUUUGCACCAAACCCAGAUCCAUGUGCACCUGGUGUAUGUGGUGCUCUUUUGGCAGCAGGUGAUGGUUACAGUUAAGGAAAGAGUUUAAGGAAUGUAGUAAGGGAAAAGUCCUCACAGGUAAAGGAAGAUGAAAAUGUCUGUGUGCAUGUGUGUAUGUAUGGUAGCAUGUAUGUACGACUGUUUGCCUCCCUUCCAUAUAUGUGCACAGAAUCUAUGGCAACCCGUCACUGUGGCCUUCCUGUUUGACUCCAAAUCUUUCUUUCUUUCUUUCUUUCUUUCGUAUGACAAUGAGAAAACUGCUACAACUGAGGCUACAAGUUGUUUUCUUGACUUGGUCCUUUCUCUCCAGGAUAGUGAUAAAUAUAUAUACUUUUAUAUUUCAGUGUAAUAAAGAUGCUAUUAUGUAAUGUAUGUGUGACAAUUUCAUUUUUUUUAAAAAAAAAUGACAAAAAUGUUUGAAUUGUUUCCUGGUGAAAUGUGUGUCUUUAUAUACAGUAAAUACUGCACAUAGGA